AUGAAUGACAGCACGUGAGCUGUGACCGACGACUGGGGGCCGAUUACGGCCACCGUCUUGCUCUCCAUCAACCUCAACACUGCAAUCAAAUUAGGGAUUCGGACACUGUUAAGCAACAAAUGAGCAAACAACAAAAAUGUUGAUUGAGAUUAAGAUUAAGAUUAAGAUAGGCAUUGCCUUCGACGAUGCCGAGGAAUCCGCUGAAAUUGGUGUCGUGCACCGUGGCGAGGAGCUUGGUUUGGGGGAGAACGGAGGGGUCGGAGUUGACGUCGGCGACGGCGGCCUGGAUUGCGAUUUUGGAAACUUUGCCAAUGAUGGAGCCGAAGGAGAGAACCACUCCGAUGUUGACGGACUCCGGCGGCGAGGAGGAGACGGCGCCGUUCAGAUGAGCGGCGAGAAUCAGGCAGUAAAGCAGGAGUGGAAUCUGCAUGGUGGAAUUGUGGGCACAGAGAAACCCCUGGAGUGGAGGGGUUUUUGGAAGGAGAAUGUUUGGUGGUGUGGGUCUGUUUCCUUACUGUUUUCCACUGGGAGCCGUACCGAAGGCUUUUUUUUAUAACGGAAUAUAAUUUCGGCAGGUGGUGGCGGGAAAGAGAUAACGUUUUAACGGGGAACGGAGAAUGCGUUGGCGGUACAGUGAAUGGUGGUGGAGCUUGCUUUCCGUCACUUUCGCCAUUGUUGGCUCUUGUUUUGCUCUCGCGUUUUUUGGGGUUUAGCCAGCCAUCAUAUGCUUGCCUGUGUUGUAAAAGUGACCACCUUCUUCAGUCCCCUCCACUGUGUAGUUACAGUAGUUAGUGUAACACUAACACCAAGAUUUAGCAAAG
Molecule: messenger RNA, 821 nt
Organism: Linum tenue
Lineage: Eukaryota; Viridiplantae; Streptophyta; Magnoliopsida; Malpighiales; Linaceae
Source: the annotation of a GenBank genome assembly